AACACACACUCGGCACCGGCACGGCAGCGGCACUGCCCCUGUCUACAUCAUUCGAGGACGACUCCUUAUCCAAUCCAACCACACCUAACUCAAAUGCUCAGCCUGCUUCACUUUUUAGGAGGACUAGCACCAGUUUUCAUCUAUUUAUUUAUUUAUACAUAGGAUGAUAAGCACAACCGCCACUUUUCCUUUUUUUUUUCCUUCUUUUCUCUUCCUUCUUUGCCGCAAUCAGUACACACAUAGGUACACGCUUCCCAACAACUCUAAAAUCUUCCAUAUCUGCAACUCAAACAAACCUGCUGCAACCACAGAUACAUGUUUCAUGGCUUCCCUUUCAUCAGACAUAGAUUUUUGUUCCCCAAUCUGUAUGCAAAGGAGGUUGAUUAGGCUACUCCUACUCUCCGAGUGAAGGAGGAAAGCACAUAGACAUGGCCCUCAGGACCCUGCACCUUCCAUCCAAACUGGCAAGGCCAAACAGCCACAGCUUCAGUCCAUCGUCCUCGCCUCCUCACCAGCCAAAGCUUCCUCCAGGACCCGGCCCACAACAACAAACAAGAGUUGCCACUGCCACGAAGCAGCAGCAGCAGCAGCUCUGUAAGAGGAGUACACCGUUGCUGAAGGUGAAAUGCAGGGCCAAUCUGCACGACUGCAUGGACGACGAGAUUGUUGACACUCCGAAAGACCAGACCACCGAGAUCCCCAUCGUCGCGUACCCAUCGGUCGUCUUCCCGGGCGCCACGCUCCAGCUGCAGGCGUUCGAGUUCAGGCACCGCAUCAUGAUGCACACCCUGCUCCAGCAGGGCCUCAGGUUCGGGGUCCUCUGCUCGGCGGGCAAGACCGGGACCGGGAGGAUGGCGGACGUGGGGUGCGUCGUCCACGUCGUCGAGUGCGAGAGGCUCACCGACGACCGCUUCUUCCUCACCUGCGUCGGCAAAGACCGCUUCCGGGUCAUCGACAUCGUCAGGACGAAGCCCUACGUUGUUGCAAGGAUCCAGGUGCUGCUGAGUGACCGCCACCACUCUGUGCCACUGCCACAGGGUGACUUGGGUAGCCUGAUGCAGCAGGUGGAACAGCAAGUCAAGAAUGUGGCCAUGCUCUCGGAGAAGCUGAACAGGAAACCGUUGCCGUAUCGUCAGGGCGAUCAGCUCCACAGGCUGCAUACCGCUGCCUCGCUCUCGUUCCUCGUCGCACGCUUGUUCAUCGAUGAUCGCCUGGAGCAGCAGACGCUGCUGCAGAUGGACGACACCGGGCAGCGGCUGGUGCGGGAGGGGAUGUACCUGGAGCGCAGGAGCAAGUACCUGGCGGCCAUAGCAGCGAUCAAGGACGCCUUUCAGCACUUGUCCUGCAACGAGAUGUAGAUUACCGACCUGUAUAUGUACAUUUUGAAGGUGUAGAACUACUGCAGUACUGCUAGAUAAGAAGAGCAAUAAGCAGUCAGGCUAUGUCAUGGUGAUAGAGGGUUCCUUUUGGUAUUGCUUCAGCUGUCAACUUCUGUUGCUGCUGUGUGUGUCUGUAUAAUAAUAGUGUGUACAUUCUUGCAUGGCCUUUCUGUGCCGCCACUUUUUGCUGCUAUUCUAGAUGUGUGUUUCAGAGGGUUUUUCUUUUUUUUUUUCUGAUAAGGGAAGAUUUUAAAAUUCAAGACAGUUACAUUGAGUUGA
Molecule: messenger RNA, 1658 nt
Organism: Sorghum bicolor (sorghum)
Lineage: Eukaryota; Viridiplantae; Streptophyta; Magnoliopsida; Poales; Poaceae
Exons: 2
Coding region: 429-1358 (309 amino acids)
Source: RefSeq, a predicted model, not a curated record